GGCAUGGGUCCGAGCUGAGUGGACAAAGAUGAACCUGUUUUGGGUGUGAAGGAAGGAUAAGGUCCGAGGAUUCUCAAGGCCUUGCUGCUGGAGAUGGUGUCUCUUGGCUCUGAGUGUGAUGGUUAAAUGGGAAUCAAUCCUUGAAAGCACAACUUGAGCCAGAGCAGUCAAGCAGAGUUACCGGAGGGACCUUGAGUCUUCAGGGUCAACUUGUCUCCAUGUCCAUGCUUCAAGAGAUGAAACUCCCAGGGGAGCUAGAGAUGGCUCAGUCGUUGAGAGCACUGUUGCUUUUGCAGUGGACCCAGGUUUGGUUUCUAGCACCCACAUGGUGAUUCACAACCAUCCCUAACUCCAAUUGUAGAGGAUAUAACAUCCUUUUCUGAACUUCAUGAGCACUAGGCACACAUGUGGUACACAUAUAUGCAAGCAAAACAAAAAAGAGACAGCCCCCACUUCCCAUUCUACCCUCUCUUUAAUCUUGCACAAGGUAAUAAGGGGAUCUCAUCUCUCUUUUUAAAAUGGUCCCACUUUGCUCAUGCAGGGGUAGUCUUGUGUAGACUUGGUGUCUAGUCCUUCCUUUUCCCCAGCUCUGCUUUCCAGAGAUACCAACUUCCUCCAGGAGAUAAACCGCAAACAGGAAGCUGCCCCUACAGGGACUAAACUUAAAGCCAAGUCUCAGUUUUCAGUUUAAGAGACCUGCCCUGGGUGCUGUUUCCUCAUUCUCUGGGUUUGGUGACAUUUGGGGAUGUGGCUGUGGUUUUUUCCCAGGAGGAGUGGGAAUGGCUCAGCUCGGAGCAGAGGAGUCUGUACUGGAAGGUGAUGCUGGACAACUACAAGAACCUGGCGUCCCUGGGACUUUGUGCUUCUAAGCCAGAUAUGAUAGCCUUGUUGGAACAAGGAAAAGAUUGUUGGAUGAUGAAAAGAAAGAUGACAAGAGGCCAGUGCCCAGACCUGAAGGCUUUGCAGGAGACCAAGGAGUUCCCUUCAGAGGACUUAAGUGAAGAAAAGUUAUCCCAGGUAGUGCUAAGAAAACAGCUGCUGCAUUGUAGAUCCAAGUGCUUCAUGUCAGGGGGAAACUGGAAUGGUGAUGAUGCUGUGUUCCAGACACAGAGGAGCUUGAAGACCAUUAUAGAUAUGGCUAGAGACAAUUCUCCACAGCUUGUGUCAGCUCAGAAGAGUUUCUGUAAGAAAGUGAUGUGGAAGAGCUGUGAUGACCUGAGAUCCUUAGGCCAGCAAUCUGUGCAGGAAGCCCAGGAUUUGGUUCCAAAGCAGGACUCAAAUACUGAAAAGAUAACAGACAGAACUUUAAGUAGUAAAUUUGAGUGUUCCACCUUCAGAGAAGAUUGGGAUUCAGAGUGUGUGUUAGAAAGGAAUGGUCAAGACACACCAUUUGAGCAAGAAACAGUUACUCAGAACAAAAUCUUCUCAGAGGAAAGAGGUAGUGUGUAUGUUAAAUCUAGAAGAUGGUUUCAUUUGAACAGUUCAGAAGAGAGAAAUCAUAACUGUGAUUCAGGUAAAAGUUUUCCCCAAAAUUCGAUAGUUGUAGAAGAAACAGGAAUCUAUGCAGGAAAAAAACUUUUCACGUGUAAUGAAUGUAAGAAAACUUUUACCCAGAGCUCAUCCCUUACUGUUCAUCAGAGAAUUCAUACUGGAGAGAAACCCUAUAAAUGUAAUGAGUGUGGGAAGGCCUUCAGUGACGGUUCCUCUUUUGCACGACAUCAGAGGUGCCAUACAGGCAAGAAGCCAUAUGAGUGCAUUGAGUGUGGCAAAGCUUUCAUACAGAACACUUCCCUUGUCCGUCACUGGAGAUACUAUCACACUGGGGAGAAACCCUUUGAUUGCAUUGAUUGUGGUAAAGCCUUCAGUGACCACAUAGGGCUUAAUCAACAUAGGAGGAUUCACACUGGUGAGAAACCCUACAAAUGUGAAGUGUGUCACAAAUCCUUUAGAUAUGGCUCAUCCCUCACUGUGCACCAAAGGAUUCAUACUGGAGAAAAACCAUAUGAGUGUGAUAUUUGCAGAAAGGCCUUCAGCCACCAUGCAUCACUCACUCAGCAUCAAAGAGUGCAUUCAGGAGAAAAGCCUUUUAAAUGUAAAGAAUGUGGGAAAGCUUUUAGGCAGAAUAUACACCUUGCUAGUCAUUUGAGGAUCCAUACGGGGGAGAAGCCUUUUGAGUGUGGGGAAUGUGGGAAAUCUUUUAGCAUCAGUUCACAGCUUGCCACUCAUCAGAGAAUUCAUACAGGAGAGAAGCCUUAUGAAUGUAAGAUUUGUAAUAAAGCAUUUACUCAGAAGGCUCAUCUCGCACAACAUCAAAAAACUCAUACAGGAGAAAAACCAUACGAGUGUAAGGAAUGUGGCAAGGCCUUCAGUCAGACCACUCACCUCAUUCAACAUCAGAGGGUUCAUACUGGAGAGAAGCCCUAUAAGUGUCUAGAAUGUGGGAAGGCCUUUGGCGAUAACUCAUCCUGUACUCAACAUCAGAGACUUCACACCGGCCAGAGGCCUUACGAGUGUGUGGAAUGUGGAAAGGCAUUUAAGACCAAGUCAUCCCUUGUUUGUCAUCGUAGAUGCCACACUGGAGAGAAACCUUAUGAAUGUAGUGCAUGUGGCAAAGCCUUUAGCCAUCGGCAGUCCCUUAGUGUACAUCAGAGAAUUCAUUCUGGGAAGAAACCAUAUGAAUGUAAAGAAUGUAGGAAAACCUUCAUCCAAAUUGGACACCUUAACCAACAUAAGAGAGUCCAUACUGGAGAGAGAACGUAUAACUACAAGAAGGGCAGAAAGGCCUUCAGACAGACUGCACACUUUGUUCACCAUCAGCGAAUUCAUUCCAGAGAGUCAUCCACUCACCCUCCUUUGCCUUCCACAUCAAAUCCUGUGGAUGUCUUCCCCAAAUUCGUCUGGAAUCCAUCCUCCCCUUCAUCAUCAUAAUCUCAAAGCAUCAUUAUUUCUGCUAUACUUGGUUAACAACUCCUCUCUCUGCCCCUUUGUUCACUUUGUCCCUUACAAGUUCUUCAUGUUACAAUCAGGCUGGGUUAUUUUUGGAGUAUAAAUAUAACUAAUCUGCUCAUAUAAAACUUACAUUCAUUGGUUAAUGCCAAAGAUGUGCCUGGUCCAUACCAAUUACUCAGCAGACUUGGGUCUUUUAUAAGUUUCUUUUUGAAGGUGGAAAAUUUAUUGUAGUCAGCUCUGAUGAAAGCGAUGCAAUAGAAUGAGGUUAGGAGAAAUCAGGUUUUAGAUCAGGAAGGGAGUUCUUUGAAUUGUUGAUGAGGCUUGCUUUUCCUUGAAAACUUGGUUCUAAGCCAGGGGUAUGGUGGGCUCACCUGUAAUCCUGAAUCCUGAAUGCAAGGCCAGCUCCAUGAAACUUAUUGAGACCCUCUCUCGAAACCAAAUCAAAACAGUUGAUCCUACGGUGCUGAAUUGUACCAUGGUUUUGGAUUGGAGCUAUAGGAAAUGUAAGGUAAUUGAACUUCUAGUGAGGAAGUUCUAUGAUACACUUGACAAUAGCCUUAAAGGGUAGACAGCCUGGAACAAACAAAUUAAAAUAAUUGGAAAAGUGAAAGAUUUUUAUAUGCAUGUAGUUAAAACUACCAACAAAUUGAAUAAUGAGAAAGCACUGAAGGAUGUGAUCUAUUUAAAGUCAUGAGUUUGGCAAACUUCCAAAUCGGUAAACUGAUCUACAAUAGGGGGCAGCAAACUGACUUAGAGUGAAAGUCUCGCUGGUUAUUUUUGGAGGGCCAUACUCUAAAAUUCUGAAAAUAUGUUUAAGUGCUUUUAAAAAUUGGAUGAAUGUUUUCUUUUUUAAAUUUUUAUUAUAAUUUAUUACAGUUUAUUCAAUUUGUAUCCCAGCUGUGUCCUCCUCCCUCAUCUCCUCACAAUCCUACCCUCCCUCCCUCUUCUCUCUCUAUGCCCCUCCCCUAGUCCAGGUCGAAUAUUUUCAACAUGAUAAUUAUGUGAAUUGACAUUUUAGUGUUUGAAGGUGAAGUGUUGGCACAAAGCAUCAUGUUUACUUCCAUAUUGUUUGUGGUGCCUCCAUUUACAAAGGAAAUCUGUCCUGUGAUGAAGACUGGUUCAGAGAGAAAAAAAGAUGAUGCCAGAACCUUUAUGGAAAAUGUUUGCUGAAUUGUGCAAAAACAGUUGGUCUGUUUUUGUAAAUAGAGUUUUAUUGAGUCACACCCAUGGUCAUUGGUUUACCAGUGAUCUUUGGCUGCUGUUUUACAGUGGUAGAAUUGAGUAGCUGCACUGGAGACUGUAUGAUCCCAUUAAACCACAAAUAGUUACAGCUGAAGAGUAGAGGAGAAUGUACAAAAGUUUCUAAUCUCAUGGCAAUAAUAAACCCUGACCAAAAAUCAAAACAACAACAACAAAACCCAAGAAUAUUGGGUCAGUAUGAUGACUUAGCCAAUAAUGGUAUCUUUUGCCAAUCCUGAUAACCUGAGUUUAAUCCUUGGAACUCAUGUAGAUGGACUCAUGAGAGUCCUCUAACCGUCACAUACAUUAGUUUGCAUGCAUACCUCAGACACAAACAAUAGGUAUUUAAAAAACACAACUUAUAAGUUAAUUUAUGAAGAGAUGAAAUUAUUAAAUGAAAUAAAAGUCUAUAAAAGAGAAAUGUAUUUAGAGGAAAUGUUAAAAUGUUUUUAAAUUAUCUUUCCAAAACAGUCCCAUGAGCAUAUGUGGACAACAUCAGGAAACAAUUAGGCAAGAAUAUAAUUUUUUUUUUAAAGAUUUGUUUGUUUGCUUAUUUUGAGGCAGAAUCUCUCUUUGUAGCUUUGGUUGUCCUGGAAUUUGCUAUGUAGACUAGGCUACCUUUUAAUUCAGAGAACUGUCUACCUCUGCCUCCCAAGGUGUGCACCAUCAUGCUUGGCUUUUUAUUUGUGUGUGUGUGCCACAUGUUUUUCCUUUACCCACAGAGGCUAGAAGAGAGCACUGGACCCUCAAAUGAACAACUCAGAGCAGGAAUUUAAAAAAUUAAAUACAUUAACCCAAUCCAAAGAUAUACUGAUUGGAUACAUGCUGAGGAAUGAGGGAGGAAAAUAUUCAAACCUCUUUAUGCUACUUUAAGAGAGGAAGCUUUGUAUCUAUAGUGCAGUCACUGUGGUUCAUAAUGUACAAGUCUCACACCUCAAUUGAGUACCUUUGUUGGCACUGCAUGGUGUAGCAACAUACACAGAACAAAGUUCACAAGUUGUGUUUUCAGAACCAGAGCUUCAGGGGAACCGUGUAGUGCAACAUUGGAGACCAGACCAGACCUCAGGUUCAUGUUGAAUUCUGAAUUUUUGGUUGCUGUGCGUUCAGAAGCCUAUUAUUGUUUGCAGCAUUCAGUGUUUACAUUCAGUUGUGAAUCGUAAAGAAGCUGGGAUUUAGAGUUCCCUGUGGCUUGUGGUAUGGAGUGUGGGGAGCAGCCCUGGCUGUGUCUGUGCCUUUAGGAGCUGGAGAAGUCAGCUACCAUAGUGGCACACUUGAGGUAUGGUUAAGUGUUCAAAAUGGCCAACCGGAGGCUCAAAUUUUCCCAUCCAACAUCUUUGCCUAUUAACAAGAAAAUGAGCAACACUUUUACAAAUGUAAACAAAACAAAACAAAAAAACAAAAACCAACUUUACAUUAUAGUAGUGACUUUUGUUUGUUUUUGUCUUUGAGACAGAAUCUCUACAUAGCUCUACCUAUCCUGGAACUCUCUAUGUAGACCAGGCUGGCCUUGAACUCAGAGAUCCAUCUGCCUCAGCCUCCUGAGUGUGUUGGGGUUAAAGACAAACACCACCAUGCCUAGCUAGUAACUUUUUUAAAGUUUGCUUUAAUUAUUCUGAACACUUGCCUGGGCCACAAGGAAGGCAUAGUUCUCCCCUAUCUGUUCCUCAGCUACUAUGUGUCAAAACACUCUUGUCACUAAAAAUAAAGCCCUGAACAGGAUGAAGAUGUGCAUAAUGUUCAGCCUUGUAGGGAGGGGUAAACACAGGGAUGAGGGUAGGUUAUGUCAGGGAGCAAUAACUAAUGCAUGAAAUUGGUUACACAUAGAAAUCACAAGUACACAAAAUCAAAUAUUUUUAUCUUUUAGUCUGCCCCUGAUGCCUUCUAAGUCUCUCCCAUUGCCCACAGCUGUCUUCUACUCAGAAGCCACAGCUGCCUCGUUGGCUUUAAAGCUUGGCUUCCCAUUUUGGCUCUGUCCAGUCCUCAUUUUCCCAAGCUGAUAGUCACGCCUGAGUGGGUGUUGUAUGGUCCGCUUGUCCUUCUGGAUCGAACACGAGGCUGAGAGGGUUCUAGUGACUUAUUCUGAACUGGGAGACAUCACCUAGGGAAAAGAGUGGAGACUAAUUUGCUCACUGGAGAGGCUCCUUGUCAUCCUGGGAUAAUCUUGCUCAAGAGUCACUGGGCCACGACUACCUAUCCCAAGUUCCAUUGCGGGGGACCACUAGAUCACCUCCGGUAUAAAUCGGAAGUCACUGACGCUUGAAACCAGGUUCAGAGAAGAAAUUAUUGAUGGAUAUGGGGUGGAAGUUAUACUUGAUCUGGGAAAGCUGCAGGGAGUGGUGUGCAGGCCGGUGCGAGUGUGGUCUGGCGUCUGUGGAGCUGACUCGCAUGUUUUUUGUGAAUGUGGUGAUGUGGGACUGACUGGAAGGAGACUGCAGGGAAGUGUGGUACAGGAUGCAUGCUGGGAGGGGCUUGUGUGGAAAUGAGUCUCCCUGCUUGCUUGCAGCAGCUUGUGGGGGACGACUGUGGGUACUGGAAUGAACGAAAAGAAACACUUCUAAGUGGUUGAGGCUACUUAGGUAAGGAUGAGAGAUAAUUUGGGUGUGGCUAAAGAAGUGAAAAAUUGAGAUUUGAGGAAGAUUUUAUUUGGAGUGCCCAGUGCUGGAGGACUGUGUGGGUGGUCUCCGGCGCUGGUAAAAUGCAAUCUAAAGAUUUGGAAGGUCUGCUACUGGGUAGCUGAAUUCAGGAAGUUGCCCAGACCUACUUAUCCAUACCCUGCCAUCUAGGUCUUCGUGUUACCCAGAAUUUGGAGGAGUGACUACCAUCUAGCAGAACUUUUCUUCAGGUUGCUCUACUGUUGUCCUGGGACAUCGGCAUUUUCUUUUUCACCUGUCAGGUCCAUGUCCUGUCAUGGUAUGGAGAGUAGAUUCACAGUUGUAUUUAGAAAUGCCAAGGGACCCCAACCUUUUAUUCUGUGCACGAAUAUAUUCACUUUUCCCAGACUUCUCUUACUUCCUUUCUGUCACUGCCCACCCUAGCGACAAAGUGGGAGGGGACAAGAAAUGCUGUUCAUAGUCCUCUUAACCACCUAAAGUGUUUUAUUCAUUCCAGUACACUAUGCCUGCUUCCCUGGAUACAAUUAUAAUAGCUAAUUUUUAUUGAGUGCUUAUUAUGUGGCAGACACAGACUGGAUCUUGUAGUAAUUUAGAACUUUUGGGAGUAUUAAAAAGAGGGUGUGACGUAGGAAAUACCUCAACUCCGUCUUACAAAUGAGGACUCCAAAGCACAGAGUGGGCAAGUAAUCACUAGGAAGCAGAAAAGGCAGGAUUCAGAAUCAGGAAAUGAUGACUCCAGCCUCCUCCUCUUUACUUGCUGUCAUUACAUUCACUCACUGUUUAACACCCUUUGACAUGGAUCCAGAUGGUUAAGUUGAAUAUUAAGAGUUUAUACUUCACACUUUACUCCAUGAGUUUGGAUUUUUGUUUUUAUGACUCUUAGUUCUUAUGUUAAAUGGAAUAUUUUAAUAUCAUAUAGUUUGUAAGACUUUUCACAAGAAUUAAAUGAGUUCAUACAUACUUGGUGUGGUCUCUGUCACAUAUGAAUUUAUUAAAUGUUCAUUUAUAUUACAAUAUUUUGAGAAGGCCAUGAAAUUUGUACUAAGGAAGCCAGAAUCAGGGGCUAAACAGAUGUGUCAGCAGCUAAGGGCAUUGGCUGCUCUUGCAGAUCACCUGGGUAAAAUGUAUGGUGGCUUACCACCAUACAUAACUUCAGUUCCAGGAGCUCUAAUGCUCUCUUCUGACAUCCUCAGACUUCUGCAUGCAUGUGGUCCACAUUUGUGCAUUCAGGUACACACCCACAUACAUACAGUGAAAUAAAUAAAUAUUUAAAGAAGUUUACAAUUAAUUCAGCUACAUGCCCCCUUCAUAAUUAAAGGAGUGAGUCAGAGCAGGUAACAAGGGACUUCAUCAAAACUCCUCACAAAACAAAUUGAUGACUGAGUCUCAUGACAAUUCUCUGAAAUCCACAAGGGAUGUUUGUUUUAUUGAAGUUAUAGCCUUUGGGGAACAUGGCUUCUGUUGGAAUUCACCUCAUCAAAUCUUGAGUAGUUAGUUUCACCAGGACAUUUAUUUUGUGGUGUCCACUUGAAUAAUUCCAGCACUCGGGAGGCAGAGGCAGGCAGAUCUCUACUUAAAGGCCAGCCUGGUUUACAGAACAAGUUUCAGGACAACCAGGGCUGUUACUGAGCGAAAUCCCAUCUAGAAAAAGAACGAAACAAACAAAAGGGAGUAGUGGAGUCAGGCAGACCUACCUUGGUAACUAUUUCUCAUUACUUAUAGGCUGUUUGAUUUGGAAAAGCUUUCCCAGAGAUUUCAUAUGUAAGAUGGUGAUGUUAUUCCCUACUUUCUUUGAAGAUUGUGGAUAUUAAAACAAUUAAAACAGUGUUUAAAGGAUUAUAGAGAGAUAGCUCAGUGGUUAAGAGCACUGGCUACUUUUCCAGAGGACCUAGCGUUUAUUAUCAAUACUCAGAUGAUGGCUCACAACUGUCUGUAACUUUAGUCCCAGGAAAUCCAAUGCCCUUUUCUGGCCUUCUUGGGCCAGACAUCCAUGUGGUACACAGACAUGCAUGCAGGCAAAACAUCCAUGCAUUUCAAAUAAGAUAAUUUUUGUUUUAAUUAGAAAAAAAUAUAAAAUAUGCUACAUACCCAGUACAUCUCUGUUAAUGAAUAGGUCUGGCUGGGAAAAACAUUGAGAGAUUGGUUGAUUGUAUUCAGCCUGAAAAUCUAUAGUGGAAGGGAAUUUCAGCUAUGUUUUUAGGUUUCUACUGAAUAUCUGGUUGGUUGGUCUCAGUCUCUUGAUCUGUCUGUCUCUGUCUCUCUAUCUUUGUGUCUCUCUGUGUUGGUGUUUCUGAGCAGUAUUUUUGCAGCUUGAUCUCCACAACUUAUUUCUCCUCCAUCACUUGUAUGUUUUGAGGGUGAAGCCCCUCUACAAAGAAAAAACCAGGAAGAACUCAAAGUGACCAGAAUCAAGUUGGUUAAAGUCAUGUCCCCAGUGAGGGAGUUAGUAUUUUCUCUUUCCUUACUAAUUUAAAGUCUUCUGUUUAAGAAUUUGGCAAGGUUUGUUUCCCUUUGAAAGACUUUCAAAGCCUUCCCCUCAUGGAUGUACUUCCUUUAGAAAGCUCCAUUUCCUAAGGAGUGCAUACCUUCCCCAAACUGCUUUGUCAGCUAGGAAAUCAAGGGCUCAAAUAGCUGAGCCCAUGGUAUUUUUCAUUCAAACUACCAGAAUUUUUUUUAUUUUGUUUGUUCUGAGACAGGGUUUCUCUGUGUAUUGCCUUGGGCAAUCUGAACUCACUUUUUAGACCAGGCUGGCCUUGAACUUACAGAGAUCCACCUGCCUCUGCCUCCCAGAGUACUAGGAUUACAGGUGUGCACCACUGAGCCCAGCUCAGAAAGUCCAUUUUAUUUAAGUUCCUUACCUCAUUGGUGAAGGAUCUUUGUGAAGGAUGUAGUGGACUCACAGCUGAGAGGGGAAAAUAUUGAAAGGACUUGGGAUUCCCUAGUUGUGUGUGGAAUGAGGUAUUUUUCCAUUGAAAAAUAACCAGGCAUAACCAGGCAGCAAAGUCUAGUUAGUAUCUAAUUACCUUUGAGGCAAUUCUUGCAUACAUUCUUUUAUCCUGUAAUAAGAACAGUAUAACUCUUUGCCUUACAUCCACAUGAGACCACAAACCUGAGCUAAGAUUUUGUUUAUGUCAUUUUAGGGCUUAAUUACUCUCAUAGAUGUGGUCAUAAACUUCCCCCAAGAUGAGUGGGAAUGGCUGACUCUUUCCCAGAGGAGUUUGUACAGGAACCUGGCUGCAGUGCAUAAGAGUAGCACUGAUGCUCACUGUGACUCAGUGUCUUCUCCUGCCUUAUCUAUUUUCUGACACCAUCCUUCUUGAAGAUCAUUUAGAUCAACUGUAGUUCUUGCUUGCAAACUUCAUUGUCAGCUUUUAUAUUUUAUGCACAGGUCUUUGUAUAUUUUUUAAGGAUUUAUUUAUUUAUUUUUUAUGUCUGAGUGUACAGAGGUGUUGGAUAGCCUAGAACUGGAGUUAUGAAUGGUUGUGAGCCUUCAUGUAUGUGCUGGGACUAGAACCUGGGUCCUCUAGAAGAGUGGUCAGUGCUCUUAACCACAGAGCCAUCAUUCCAGUCCCAGGUCUUUGCAAUUCUAAACCAGAUGCAAAGACUUGGGACUGGAAUGAUGGCUCUGUAUUCAGAUCUAUCUGAAUACUAUAACACCAUGAGAGAAAUAAAUAUUGUAACAAAUACUCAAAACUACAAUACUAUGUGGUAAGUGAAUACUGUGUAGCAUAAAGAUAAAUUUGAAGGAGGCGGUAGGGCAUUUUGGAUGUGGGCAACCUCCACGUGGACAUUGGAGCAAGAGAAAGAACCAAGGAUGAUAAAAGGAGAGGUGGCCAGAGGUCCAUGCCCAGGUGAGUGCAAGGUGAUUAGAGCUGGAGAAGUUAUACUUCAGGGUUUCUUCUCUUUGGUAUUAUAAAAUUCCUUUCAGACUCUCUACCAAAUUGAUGUUGGCUGUAGUAGGAGUUUUUGAGUGUUCCUUCUCCACUGGUAUAACCUACCAUAUUUACCUUUAUUUAUUUCCUAGACAUACUGAAGUCUGUUUCUUAACUCUUAUUCCACCGAUGUUUACAUAGGUGAUCAGGUGAACUUGAGCUGUAUAAGGAAGCUAGCUGAGUGUGAGCCAGUGAGUGAUCUAGAGAGUGAGUCUGGGGGCAGUAUUCUUCCAUAGCUUCUACUUCAGCUUCUGUUUGGGUCUUGUCCUGAUUUCCUUCAAUGGUGGACUGUGAUCCAGAAAUGUAAAUUGAAAUAAAUCCUUUUCUCUUUUAA
Molecule: messenger RNA, 11066 nt
Organism: Meriones unguiculatus (Mongolian gerbil)
Lineage: Eukaryota; Metazoa; Chordata; Mammalia; Rodentia; Muridae
Gene: Zfp28
Product: ZFP28 zinc finger protein
Exons: 7
Coding region: 820-2928 (702 amino acids)
Biological process (GO): negative regulation of transcription by RNA polymerase II
Molecular function (GO): RNA polymerase II cis-regulatory region sequence-specific DNA binding; DNA-binding transcription repressor activity, RNA polymerase II-specific
Source: RefSeq, a predicted model, not a curated record